ACAACUAGCAGAAAAACAGAACAGAACAGAGAACAGAGUGAAUCAAAGCAAAGUGGAAAAUUCGAGAACAGCUGGUCAUGGCAUAGGUAUUUUAAGCCAGAUUUCUGCAAAGGUUUGUAGAAAUCUAGCUCAAAAGUGUUGUGUUGCUACCGAUAUGAAUGAUUCUUCAAGUUACGGCAACGUUGUGUCCACAAUGAUUGAAAAGUUUAACACCAUUUACUCCAAAAAUACUCCAGCGAAUGGGUACCCUCCUAUGUAUUCAGACGAACACUAUACAAACGACAGCCGUCCAAGGGAAAAUGGAAUGGAAGACUGCGCACCUCCCAGCGUAAAUCGGGCAACUAAAACGUUCAAGCCAAAGAAAAGUUUACCAGAUGAAAGUUAUCAAUGUGACUUGAUGAAGUAUUCCUCUGAUACUCUUGGCUCUGGAGAUCUCAGGCUUGCAGUCCAGCUGCCUGAAGGAGGAGAUAUCAAUGAAUGGGUGGCAUCAAAUACUGUUGACUUUGCCAACCAAAUAAACAUGCUGUAUGGAACCUUAACAGAAUUUUGCACCGAGGAGUGUUGCCCUAUUAUGUCUGCUGGUCCAAAGUACGAGUACCACUGGGCUGAUGGACACACAGUUAAAAAGCCUAUAAAGUGCUCAGCCCCAAAAUAUAUAGACUAUUUGAUGACUUGGGUGCAAGACCAACUUGAUGAUGCUACUUUGUUUCCAUCCAAAAGAGGCAUUCCCUUUCCGAAGAAUUUUAUUUCUAUAGCCAAAACCAUUCUGCGCCGUUUGUUCAGGGUUUAUGCCCAUGUGUACCAUGAACAUUUUCUGGAUGUCCUACAUCUGGGAGAAGUUGCUCAUCUGAACACAUCAUUCAAGCACUUCAUCAUCUUUGUUAAUGAGUUCAGCCUCAUUGACAAAAGAGAAUUGGCUCCUCUGCAAGAGCUCUGCGAUAAAUACACCAAUAAGGAUGACUGAAGAUAGAUCUGUUGCUACACAACCAACAAUUCAUGCCAUCUUCAGUUUCAAACAUUUUUUUACCAAGUUUUAAAAUUUAUGCUUCAUACAUUUUUAUACUAUCUUUAUCCGUCCAAUGUAAUACACCAGUACCCUUGUUUACUAUAGCUGUACUGUGAGUCUUCUUGAAGCAAUGUUGAUAUUGCACUUGAUUGAUUGAUUCGGAAGUUUCCUGCAGUAGACUACUUUUUUAUUUGAGUUAAGUAAUGUGUUGCAUAUUUAAUUUUUCGUUAAGGCCUUACUGCAAGUAUGGCAGACUGAUACUUGAUAUUUCAUUGUCAAUGAACUUAUUGAUUGUUAAUUAUUAGUUGUAAUGAAUACUUAAAUGUAUGUGGAACUGUUUAUAAAUACUUUAUUAUGUAAUUUAUUGUUUGCAAUAUGAAAACAUUGGAAUACAAUUUUUAAAAGCAUGCUUGGAUUACGAUUGUAGUUUUCAGCUAGUGUUCAAUUUCAAAAUCUACAGUUUGUACUAAACAAAUGAAUUGUUUGUCCCUGCAUUUAUUUCAGUACUUAUGAUAACUGGGAGUUUUCUUAUAUUUUCAUACUUUUCUAAUCAUUCAUACCAGUUUGUGGGAUUUUCAUUCUUAUAUUUGAUUGUAUACUAGCUUCGUGUGUCUUUCCGUGUCAUUUUAGCAUGUAAAUUAAUUGUUUAACAUAAGAGGGUUUGUUGCCACUCUGUAUCAAAUGUUACCAUCUCUUUUAUGUGCUUUAUAUUUCCUAUGUAUACAAGUUGCCAGUUGCCUGUAAUCCUUUUCAUUGCUUGUUUGAAAUACAGUUGUGUUUUUAACAAUGAAAA
Molecule: messenger RNA, 1799 nt
Organism: Frankliniella occidentalis (western flower thrips)
Lineage: Eukaryota; Metazoa; Arthropoda; Insecta; Thysanoptera; Thripidae
Product: MOB kinase activator 1B
Exons: 6
Coding region: 155-964 (269 amino acids)
Biological process (GO): positive regulation of protein phosphorylation; hippo signaling
Cellular component (GO): nucleus; cytoplasm
Molecular function (GO): protein kinase activator activity
Source: RefSeq, a predicted model, not a curated record